GUCUUUACUCAACUUGUUUCUUCUCUGUUGCUCUUUGGGGCAAAUUUCUACGGCUGCGCCUAACGCGUAAAAAUUACUGUAGCGAUCUUUUACGUUUAUAAUCUUAGUUCAAGUAACCUUCAACUUAUAUUUAGGAUUCUUUUUCCGGAUCUGUUCCGUAUCACAAAUUAAGAUAUGGCUUUGAAAAGAAUUAAUAAGGAAUUACAAGAUCUUGGGCGGGACCCUCCAGCGCAGUGUUCUGCUGGUCCAGUUGGAGAUGACUUAUUUCAUUGGCAAGCAACUAUAAUGGGACCACCGGAUAGCCCUUACCAAGGAGGCGUUUUUUUCCUCACUAUUCACUUUCCUACAGACUAUCCAUUUAAACCACCUAAGGUAGCAUUUACCACUAGAAUUUAUCAUCCAAACAUCAACAGUAAUGGUAGUAUUUGCUUGGACAUAUUACGCUCACAGUGGUCUCCAGCUCUAACAAUAUCUAAAGUUUUGCUGUCCAUAUGCUCUUUGCUUUGUGACCCUAAUCCAGAUGAUCCCUUGGUACCUGAAAUAGCUAAAAUCUACAAAACUGAUCGGGAGAAGUACAAUGAGCUGGCCAGAGAAUGGACAAGGAAAUAUGCUAUGUGACCUCUCCAAUUAUUUGAUAACUAGUGCUUCUUCCAUUACACCAUAUUAUUUUCUGCUGUUUUCCUGUUCUGGUCAGUCAGGUUAUUUGGGGCCAGUUCUUAUUUUGGGAUAUUUUGUAGCAUUCAAUAUAAAUGAAACUAUUUAAGAAAUCAUAAAUUGUUGUUAAAUUUUAUUCUGCAUAAAAAGUGUUUGGUGUAAAAUUCUACAAAAAAAUAUGAAAAAAAUUAUCCUUACAUUUAAUGCUUAUAGUACUGGCAGUUUUCUUAAUUUCUGUUAUUUAAUUUUUUUAAAUUCCAUGGAAGAAACUUUUUUAAAAAAUUUCUAGUACACUUUGCACUGUUCUUUUUCAUAUUUACUGCUAAACUAAACUAAGGCCACCUGUGCUCAAUUUCUAACUCUUAGAUUUCAACAGUUUCUGUAACCAGAACUGGAAAUGUCAUCAAUUCAGUGGAAAACAUGGCCAGACAUGUAUUUGUGUCAAUGUGUAAAUGUAAUCCCCCCUCUGAUGAAUACUGACUUCUGCUGUGUAAAUAAAACUUUUUACAUCUGCCAGAAUAUGAGCGUUAUUACAUUUUUAUUUAAUAAUUAAGUUCUGUAUUAUGAUUUACAAUGCUCGAAUAAAACAUUUUCAUCGGUAUAUCUGCAAUGUAAGCACGAAAUACCGUUGAAAACUAAGAACUAUGA
Molecule: messenger RNA, 1302 nt
Organism: Stegodyphus dumicola
Lineage: Eukaryota; Metazoa; Arthropoda; Arachnida; Araneae; Eresidae
Product: ubiquitin-conjugating enzyme E2-17 kDa
Source: RefSeq, a predicted model, not a curated record